GCCAUUGCCCAUCAGCAUUUCAGCUCGAUAUGCUCCGACGACCAAACUCACGAUGCAUGAUCUAAAAUAAAGCUUUACAAUCCAUCUCCCUUCGCUGCCGUCACCACCAGACACCACCAUGAAGAAUCCCUCGCUCCUUCCCCUCGUCGUCGUCCUCCUCCUAGCCGUGUCGCUGCUUGCCACCACCGCCGUGGGGGCGCGUCUCAUCGCUCUCGUCGACGACACGUCGUCGCCGUACGUCGAGUGCGAAGGCGACGGCGGCGUCUACGCGGCAAACAGCACCUACGAAGCCAACCGCCGCCGCCUCGCCGGCCUCCUACUGGCCGAGGCAGACGCCCCCGGCUCUAAUUAUUACACGGACCACGCCGUCGGGUACUGGCCUAACCGGCCCCAGGCCAUCUUCUUCUGCCGGCACCGGCGGCGCCACGUUGACGGCGCCAGCUCCGGCGACGACUCCGCCUGCGCCGCCUGCAUCGCCGGUGCCUUCCUCGAGGUGGAGAGAGAGUGCCCGUAUCACAGGAAGGCCGCCUUUUACAGUAGCAACUGCACUCUCGAAUUCAGCGAGUUCCGUAUCUUCGGGACUGAAGGCAUCUUCAAUCUUUUCGAAGAAAACGUACUGAAACAAAUCUUGGCCUCGGGAUUGAUAUUCCAAGGAAUCGGAUUUGGUUGGCUUUUCUUCUUGCUAUUUCAGGAAUGGCGCAGCCGGACAAGAGGCACCAUGAUGCAUUCCACACCUCUCUUAUCUGGGGAUUAAAGUGCUGGCACCUUGGGCACAACUUAAAGCUUCAGCGCCAACUAAGGCUCGGCACAACAGUAAAAUUAAAGCUUGCGCCAAUGGAUGUUCUCUCAGGCAAAUAAUGAUGAAUGGAUACUUUCUGUCCACAUCGCAGGAUUUCACAUUGAUCAUUUCAAUGUAGUUUCAGUGACCACUACUCUGUUGCUUUCAUAGAACUUUCAUAGAAUUUCCGACACAGCUUAUUUGGAUGGGUUCGUUGGUUUCUCCCUUUACAUUAUCAACUGUAAGAAAUGUGCGCAACUUGCGCGUACGCUCUGUUCUUGUUCUCACUUGCAGAAUUAAGAUAAAUUUACUCUGAAAAACUUUCCCUUGGAACAGAAUGCGAGUUUUUAUUUAUGAAAAAA
This is a messenger RNA of Panicum virgatum (switchgrass), 1140 nucleotides long. RefSeq names its product putative cysteine-rich receptor-like protein kinase 9. Lineage: Eukaryota; Viridiplantae; Streptophyta; Magnoliopsida; Poales; Poaceae. The record is from RefSeq and is a predicted model, not a curated record. Bases 119 to 754 code for a protein of 211 amino acids. The transcript has 3 exons.